Molecule: messenger RNA, 1588 nt
Organism: Schistosoma curassoni
Lineage: Eukaryota; Metazoa; Platyhelminthes; Trematoda; Strigeidida; Schistosomatidae
Source: the annotation of a GenBank genome assembly
ACAAGUUAUUGUGUAAAAUGAAAUAUAUGGUUGAUUUAUUGUGUACUUUGUAUUAUUGUAAGCGUAUGUGAGUGCGAACUGAAUGACUGUAUGCAAUAAGAAAGUUCUAUUAUUCGGAGAAGCUAGUGAAUUAGUUGGCUGCAAAGAAAUUACAAUACAAUUUCCUGUAUCGUGUACUAACAAAACAUUGAAAGAUAUCAUUAUUGAACAAUUAGUCAAGUAAUUCAAAACAAAUGAUAUUCAUUAAUCAGAUUGGAACCUCUUAAAGAUUCGUUAACCGUUGCAAUAGAUUGGGAGUAUACAGAUAUUAAUACAAGCGUAAAUCAACUAUCCAUUGAAGAGAUUGAAGAACUUGCUAUUUUACCACCGAUUAGUGGAGGUUAGAAAAAAAAACCAUAUCAUGAAUUCUCAAUACUUUAUCAAAAUAUCUAUUGAACCAAUUGAAUAUUCCAAUGUAUUUGAUUUAAUCAAUGAUUCUUCAAUUGGAGCUGUUUCUACAUUUUUCGGGAUUACUAGAAAAUAUGAUCAAGAAAGAAUUGUACAAGCAUUGAAAUAUGAAUGUUAUUUGAAAAUGACUUAUUUAGAAAUGGAAAAAAUUAUUAAAAAUUCUUAUCAAUUAUGGCCAUCAUUAGUACAUAUAAUUGUACUUCAUAGAUAUGGAAUUGUUCCUGUAGGAGAAAUCAGUGUAGCAAUAGCUGUCAGUUCACCACAUCGUAAAGAUAGUCUUGAUGCUGUGAAAUAUUUAAUUGAAUCAAUUAAAUCACAAUUACCAAUUUGGAAAAAGGAGAUUUAUGAAGAUGGUACAUUCAAAUGGAAAAGAAAUAAUGAAUGUUUUUGGUUACAAAGAGAAAUAAACAAAUAUAAGAAUUACUGAAAAAGUCAGCCGUGACUAAUCAACAUUAUCCAGAUAACUCGAUUAGUAUUGGGAGAUAUAAAAUUUUUUUUAAGAAGAAAUUAUUCAAUAAAGCAAACAGUCAAAUAUGACAUGCCGGUCAGAUUUAGCCUGAUAUUCUAUGCUGAAAAUAACUGCUACUGAUACAGAAGGAUGCCCCCAACGUCAUUGACCUUAUCUACAGCAACUGAGCUUCAGAUGGAAGCCUCUACUUCUAUAGAUGUUACAAUGUCGUUGAUCUAACAGACGACAAGUACCAACUAUCUAACAAACGUCGAUUUGGAUGCUACGUUAAGUAAUGAUGAAGAUGAAAUUGUUUCUAUAAACUCAGGAAAAUUCAGUGACCGAGACAACGAUAUUGAUGAAGAUGCCUACGACAACAGACUGUGAUAUCUGCAAUCUUGCUCAGCCACCCAGCGAAACUGCUGAUGAAAGCACUUGGAUUUUUUGUCACUGUAGUGCAGUGUUUCAUUUGUUAUGUGCUUGCGACUUACUACCACAAUUACAUGGAUUCCAAUGUCCCAUGUUUGGCGCAAUUACGGAAUCAUAGUUAUGCCAUUGUUUAGGAAAAUCUGAAAUGUUAAGAAACCGAUUAAAGGCCCUAUUUAGGGUCAUGCCUAAUUUGAUUUAAAUUCUUGUUUUAAUUUGUUAAAAAAUGACAUCAAACAUUUUGAAAAUAUAUUUCUCAGCCAAGUC